AUGUCUUACAAACACUUGUUCGCCGCUUCGAUGGCGGCGCUGAUGCUGUUCCCUGCUUGCGGAAACAACAACGACAACGGCACCACCCCUCCGCCAACAGGCAACUCGCUCUCCUGUGGUGAGGGCACGCGCCGCAUGGCUGGUGAGUGCGUCCCUAUCAGUGACCUCGCCACGUGCGGCGAGGGCACCAUGCUCGUCGACGGCGAGUGCGUCGCCACGGAUACAGGUGGCAACAACGAGGUGACCUGUGGCGCGGGCACGACGAACGUCGACGGUCGAUGCGUCCCGAACGCGAUGGAUGUUUGUGGUCAGGGCACCAUGCUCGAUGAGGCGACAGGACGUUGCGUCGCGACCGCUGAAUGCGGACCACAAACGACGCUCGUCGAUGGACAGUGCCUGGCGGAUGACGACAUCCUCGCCAACGAAGCCACGCUUUCGGAGAGUGACACCGAGAACGAUCCUGCCUACGGAGGAUCCCCCGAGAUGCUCACGCUCCCGGCCGCUGGCGACAGCGUGCUCGCGGUCGGUGUUAUCGGCGAACCUCGCGACCUCGACGGCGACAACGGCAGGGAUCAGGAUGUCGACGUCUGGCAAUUCAGCGCCACGUCUGGAGACACCGUCAACGUCAAGCUGCUCGAGCUCGGCGCAGGCGCGCUCGCGUUCGAGGUUCGCGGUCCACAGGGAUUCUACCGCCAGGGGCCGGGCUUUCAGCCCGAGCCAGAGCGCGCGCUCUUUCUUCCGUUCGAUGGCGAUUACCAGAUCACGGUUCGCCCUCAACUCCAGCUCUUUCAACCCGAGGCGGGCCCCUCCGGCUCGGAUGAUUCGCGCUACAGGUUGGCGGUCACCAACCUCGGCGGGUUGAUGACCAACGAUGGCACGCCAUUCGACAUCGCCAACACCACGCCCGUCCCGGGCGAAUUGCUCGCGCUCGAGCAAAACCUCUACCUCUUCCAGUACACCGCGCCAGCGCUCUGGAGAGCGACCAUCACCAGCGUCGAGGAGCGCGACGCGACGGUCGCCAUGCUCGUCCUCGAUGGUCAAGGCACGGUGCGGCGCGUCCUCGAGCCGGGCACCCGCGAGGUGAUCCUCAACGGGAGCGUCGACAACGACCGCUGGCUGUUCGUCGACUGGACAAGACUGAGCACCGAUCGCGAUGACUACGAGCUGCGCGUCGAGCAGUUCGACGCGACCGCCAUUCCCGACACGCUCGAAGGCGGCGCGAACGUCAGUCGCGCCGGAAAUAUCGACAUCGAUCCUCAGCAGAGCGUCUUUAUCACCGCGACGAUCGAGCUCGUCGACGCGCAGCAAAACCCCGUCGAUCAGGGCCUCGUCAUCAACCUCGACGCCACUCGCCUCGACCAGAGCGUCGCGGUGAACUACGAAGUGUUCGCUCCGAACGGCGAGCGUUUGCAGAGCAUCGAUGGCUCUCCAUUCCUGUUCCUCGCGCGCGAGUCUGGCGACUAUCUCAUCAAGGCCACCAACCUGAGCCAGGAUGAGCCACAGACGCUGACACGGAUCGACCUCGAGAGCUUCAUCCCGACCUCUCUCGGCACGCUCGCGAACCCCGGUGAUGAGGGGAGCGGCGCGCUCUCGGUGAUUCCUGGCAAGCCGACCUUCGGGCUCUUCGAUGCCUCCAACGGGCUCGUCACCUCGAUCUCGAUGGAGAACUCCGGCUCGGACAACCCGCUGACCGUCGAGGUCAUCUCUCCCAAUGGCGAGGUCUUCGAGCGUCCACCUGCUGCGGCCGCGGUCUCGCGCGCGAGCUUCGUGGCCGCGCCCGGUCAGACCUACACCGUGCGCAUCUCGAGCCCGAACGCCACGCGCGAGGUCUCUUACAGCAUCAACGCACAAUUCGACGAAGCAGGCCCCUAUGAGAGCGAGCCAAACAACAGCUCCGCCACAGCGACCGCGCUGACCGCCGAUAACACCGAGUUCGUGGGCGCGGGCACGGUGACCGGCAUCACCGAUGAGGAUUGGUUCUCCGUCACGCUCAAUGAAGAGACCUUCAUGGAGAUCGCGCUCGAGCGCCUCGGGGAUAUCCGCAACCCAUCGCAAACCAUCAGCGUGAUCGCGUUCGACACCGAUGGAAUGACCGCGCUGGGUGACGAGAGCUUGGUGCUGCUCCCCGCGGGCACGACCUUCUUCCGCGUGCGCUCGUCGAAUAACACCGGCACAGGCAACACCUAUGGGUUGCGCCUCUCUCCCGCCGCCGCGCAAGAUCUCGGCGUCCUCGCUGCGGACGCCGUCGUGCGCCGCGAGGGAACCUUCUCACAGGGGCAGACGCAAUCGACCUUUACCUUCGAUGUCCCAGGGAACCUCCCGGCUAGCCACGACGUCAUCAUCUGGUCGAGCGCGACGCUCGAUCUGUUUGACCCCAAUGGUAACUCGAUUCACCUGUCAGCGGACUCCGGCCAGUUCUUUGGCUCCGCCGCAGACGGAUCCUUUGCAGGCAACGGGCUCGCCGCCGGGACCUACCAGGUCGUCAUUCGAGAUGGACAGGCGGGCCAAAACUGGGACCUCUUUGUCGGCGUGCUCGACCCCACCGAAGAGACCGAACCAAACGAUACCCAGGCCACAG
This is a messenger RNA of Ostreobium quekettii, 2578 nucleotides long. Lineage: Eukaryota; Viridiplantae; Chlorophyta; Ulvophyceae; Bryopsidales; Ostreobiaceae. The record is from the annotation of a GenBank genome assembly.